AGUGAGUGAGUGAGUGAUACCAGUCGCUCGGCAGCUGGUGAAUCAAUCCUAAAUUGAAGUCAGGAUUAUUUUAACACCACCACCACCACCACCAUCCUCUUCCUCCUCGUUCCCAGUCGGAGCUCCAGUUGCAGUGUGUGUGUGGACGCUAGGCUGGCUCUUCCUGCAAUAAAAUUACAAAUGUCAGACCGGAAACUUUGGACAAAGGGGCAGUGCCAAAACAGAUGGGGGUGUAAGGCACCGAGCGCCUGUCAGCAUGGACGCCCAACUACAAGGCCAGCAGCCACCCAUAGCAGUGUUCCAACCGCAGAAGCCGGAAAUGGGCUACAACAGCUUAGCCAAUUACUACUUUGAAAAGAAGAUUGGACGGGGGCAGUUUAGCGAGGUCUAUCAGGCGAAGUACUUAAUGGACAACACUCCAGUCGCUUUGAAAAAAGUUCAGAUAUUCGAACUGAUGGAUGCCAAAGCCCGGCAAGAUUGCAUCAAAGAGAUAGAUCUCCUGAAGCAACUCAACCAUCCUAACGUAAUUAAAUGUCACGCGUCAUUCAUCGAGGAGAAUGAGCUAAAUAUAGUGCUGGAGCUGGCCGAUGCCGGAAACCUUUCACGUAUGAUUAAGCAUUUCAAGAAACAGAGGAGGCUGAUUCCUGAAAAGACUGUAUGGAAGUACUUUGUUCAGCUGUGCAGCGCGCUGGAGCACAUGCACUCCCGACGUGUCAUGCACAGAGAUAUUAAACCGGCCAACGUCUUCAUCACUGCUACCGGAGUGGUAAAACUAUGCUACUUGAGCGGCUUCUUCAGCUCCAAAAUCCCCGCGCACCUUCUAGUGGGCACCCCUUAUUACAUGUCUCCCGAGAGGAUACACGAAAACGGAUAUAACAUUGAAUCUGACAUCUGGUCGCUAGGCUGUCUGCUGUACGAGAUGGCUGCUCUUCAGAGUCCAUUCUACGGGGACAAGAUGAACCUGUACUCGGUGUGUAAAAAGAUCGAGCAGUGCGACUACCCUCCUCUGCCAUCUGAUCACUACUCGGAAGAGCUGAGGAAGCUGGUAGAUAUGUGCAUCAAUCUGGAUCCGGAGAAGCGGCCUGACAUCACCUACGUGUACGAGAUCGCCAAGCACAUGCACGAUCUGACUCUGACCAACUGAAUCCAUCCUCCCUCGUC
Clarias gariepinus (North African catfish) is the source of this 1161-nucleotide messenger RNA. RefSeq names its product serine/threonine-protein kinase Nek7-like. The coding region runs from base 257 to 1144 and encodes 295 amino acids. Gene Ontology annotation, biological process: protein phosphorylation. Lineage: Eukaryota; Metazoa; Chordata; Actinopteri; Siluriformes; Clariidae. Gene Ontology annotation, molecular function: ATP binding; protein kinase activity. The record is from RefSeq and is a predicted model, not a curated record. The transcript is spliced from 11 exons.